Messenger RNA from Vanessa atalanta (red admiral), 6282 nucleotides. RefSeq names its product latrophilin Cirl (gene Cirl). The transcript has 26 exons. The record is from RefSeq and is a predicted model, not a curated record. Gene Ontology annotation, biological process: cell surface receptor signaling pathway; adenylate cyclase-activating G protein-coupled receptor signaling pathway. NCBI's taxonomy places the organism in Eukaryota, Metazoa, Arthropoda, Insecta, Lepidoptera, Nymphalidae. Gene Ontology annotation, cellular component: membrane. The coding region runs from base 451 to 5100 and encodes 1549 amino acids. Gene Ontology annotation, molecular function: G protein-coupled receptor activity; carbohydrate binding.
UCGUGCCCGGCUGCCGUGCGCGUCGGUUGUCAUAUCGGGGAGUGUCGCCGUCGCGUUGCGUUACGAAAAAACAUCUUUUGUACCAUAACCAAACCAGUGCUGUGGAUUCAUUUGUGGUGCUCCUGUGAGAUUGUGCCAUUUCGUAUUGUGAUGUUUCGUGUUUCAGAUGUUAUAGUGUCGGAUUUCUCUUGAAAAGAGUGGGACGGGUUCCGCCUGCCGCCGGACGCCUUUUCUCUCGGAACUCGGGAUAUCAUUAAGGUAACAAACAAUUUCAAGUACGAAACGCUUGCGACUCGAUUUACGGGAAGCCUUGUUUGGCAGUGGAAACGUACAUACAACAUAUAUAUAUAUAGCAACACUGAAUUCUAAGAUGCCAACACAAGAUGAAGCGACAAUUUGACGAUACAAAUAAAAUUAAAUUUUAACACCAAACAUAAGAAAAUAUCAACUAUGACGGUUAAACCUAAACGGGUUUCAGAACCUUUAGAAAGGGUCGUGAACACCAAGAAAAAAAGCCUUCUAGAUCUGAAAUCUCUUCUAGAAGACAGAGGAGGAAUUAUAGAAGCUAGUACGAAAGGAGGCUUUAAAAGAAAUGUCUUCGAAAAAGAUAAAGAUUCUAGCAAUAAUAGUCUUUACCGUUUAGACAAUAAUGUUAGUUUUGGUGUAACAACUUUUAGUGAAAGCAAUAAUACUAUGAGGUUUAGUGGAAAAUCAGUUAAAGGACGGUGCUGUAGACUUAAAACAAUAAUGUGUUUGUUAUUAGUGGCCAUAUUUGUGGAUACGAGACUGCAGGCAGAAGCGAGAAGUUCAGAACCGAGAUACGAAACAGCGUACGCGUGUGAAGGGAAGACUCUCAAAAUUGGUUGCAGCGAGGGCUCAGUCAUCCACCUGAUCAGAGCGAACUACGGCAGGUUUUCGAUCACCAUCUGCAAUGACCACGGCAAUACUGACUGGAGUGUGAACUGCAUGAGCACGAGGAGUUUACGGGUUUUACACAGCAGAUGUAGCAUGCACCAAAACUGCAGUAUAUUAGCCAGUACAAACAUGUUCGGUGACCCUUGUCCGAACACGCUUAAAUAUUUAGAAGCCCACUACCAGUGUGUACCAGCAUCAACAACUAGUACAACGACAAGGCCAUCACCGCCAUGGCUUAUUACCUCCCAGCCAACCGUCUGGAGGUCCACCGCACCUCCGAUACCUAAAAGCCCUGUGCUUACGCAACAAGAGAAGAAGAAGCCCACGGUUAUCACGCCACCGACAUUUAGACCUCAUAUUACCCUACCACCAGAAGUACAGCUAGGAAAUAUUGGCACAAAGAAAACAACAACAAGACAACCAGACUCAUCAUCCGAAAGGGAACCGCCACUAAGUACUUUAGACAAAAUACCAGAGAUAAAAGAAGAAACACCAAAGGUUGCUGAACCAGAAAGUCCUAAAAUGGAUAAACCUAAGGACAAGGACGAUGAAACUUCAGCGGUCACUGAUGAAACUCUACACUGGCCACCUAAAGAUGAAGAUUCAGAUCCAACUUCGCCUAUCCAUAUGCUUCCUAAAGAAAACCGGCCCGAUCCUGAUAUUGUCGAUGAUUUUGAUAAAACAUUCUCAACAAGUGCAACCCCAGCGUUGGGAAGAAGAGCUUACUGUCCUCAAAUCAAUGCUCGUGGCUUACAUUGGAACUGGACAAUGGCUGGAACGUACGCUGUCCAACCUUGUCCAGGAGGUGCUACUGGUUUGGCCAGGUGGAAAUGUACUCUAACAAAUCACCAGCACGUUGAAGAAGAACGUCCUAGGCGACGAAGUUCAGGCUUGCAGUCGGGAGAAAACUAUCACGAUCUCGGUUUGGACCAGCCUAAUGAUAGACAAAUGCAACUCAUCAGAAGAUUAGGAUCAGAAGCUUUAUUGAAAGGUCGUGAUGGAGAUUCAUCUGAGCACCUUAUCGACUACCGUGGUACUGCGAGUAUGUCUGAUACACAAAUUAAUCACAACCUUGUCGUCAAUGGAGACUUGAUGUACUCGGAUUCAAUACCUGAGUGGCAUGGCGCUACACCAGAUCUCAGUGAAUGUAGGUCUGUUUGGUUAAACAGCCUGGAAGCGAGAGUCAGGGAAGGGGAAUCCUUGCUUAGCAUCAGCAAUGACUUGGCACAGGUAACGUCUUCAAAGACCCUCUACGGUGGUGAUAUGAUGACAACGACCAGUAUUAUGAAGAAAUUGGCGCAACGGAUGUCACAGAACGUCCAAACAUUUCCCGAUCCGAGACAGAAGGAAGCCAUCGUCACUGAUAUGCUACUUGGAGUUAUUAAGACUGGUUCAAAUCUGCUCGAGGAAAGUCAACGCGCGUCCUGGUCGGAUUUGAGUGCAGAUGCUCAAAACCGAGUUGCAAGUGCACUUCUAACUCAAUUAGAAGAACACGCCUUCCUGUUGGCGGACGCAGUCACCAAGGAAAAGACUAUUUUACAAAUUGUUAAAAAUAUAUGUCUCUCCGUGCGUGUUCUUGAAGUAAAAAAUGUUGAAGAUGAAACAUUCCCGUCGGUGAUUGCGCAGGAACAGUGGAAAGCUUCCGAGGAUACCAUUACUAUACCAAAGGCUGCUUUACUAGAAAAUCAUCAAGUUGACCUUGUUCGGAUAGUUUUCUUCGCAUUUGAUCGUUUAGAAGAAAUUCUUCCACCGACAUUUGGCAAGAAUCCUGAAUUUGCUGCGUAUUCUACUGAUUCUGUGACAUCGACUAGUAUUAACUCUGAAAAAGAAAAGAAAAACGUGACACGUGUCUUAAACUCUAAGGUCAUAUCAGCAAGUCUGGGGAAUGGUAGACACAUACAACUAUCGCAAAUGGUGCGUCUAACUAUGAAACAUUUGAAAACCGAAAAUGUCACCAAUCCGUCUUGCGUGUUCUGGGACUAUACACUACACGGCUGGUCUUCCGAGGGUUGCCAAGUAGAAUGGUCAAAUGCAAGUCACACUGGUUGCGCGUGCUCACAUCUUACCAACUUCGCCAUACUCAUGGACGUCCACGGCGUUUCUAUUGGCGCAACUCACGAGAUGGCAUUACGUUUGCUGACGUUCAUUGGUUGCGCGAUAUCAGCUGUUGCGCUAUUGGCAGCUAUACUCGUGUUCCAGUGUUUCAGGAAUAUGAAGUCGGAUCGCGUGCUAAUUCACAAGAACCUGUGCGUCUGCUUGCUAAUCGCAGAAAUAGUAUUCAUGGCUGGUAUCGAUAAAACGCAAAAUCAAAUACUGUGUGGCGUCGUCGCUGGACUGCUACACUACUUCUUCUUAGCCGCCUUCGCUUGGAUGUUUCUAGAAGGCUUCCAGCUGUACGCGAUGCUGCAGGAGGUGUUCGAGCCGGAGCGGCCGCGCGCGCGCUGGUACUGCGGCGCCGCCUACGCCGCGCCCGCGCUCGUCGUGCUCGUGUCGGCCGCCUGCUUCCCGGCCGGCUACGGCACGCCGCAGCACUGCUGGCUCACCACCGAGCGCCUCUUCGUGCUCACCUUCGUCGUGCCCGCCGCCGUCGUGCUGGCCUUCAAUUGGGUGUUCUUGAGUAUGGUGAUCUACAUGAUGUGUCGCCACUCAACGGUAUCUGUGAAGACGAAGGAAAACAACAAAUUAUAUAAAAUAAGAGUCUGGCUUAACAGUUCAAUAGUACUGGCCAUUCUUCUCGGACUGACGUGGACGUUUGGACUGUUGUAUUUGAACGAGCAGACAGUGGGCGUGGCCUACGCGUUCACCAUAUUGAACUCACUGCAAGGACUCUUCAUAUUCAUCUUCCAUUGUUUGCAAAAUGAAAUCUUCCAGAAGGAGAUGGCCCGCCUGUGCCGGCGCCACCCGUGGCUGUCGUGCUGCCUGUCGCUGGCCGCCGCGCCGCCCUCCUCCAACCACGUGGACACGCGCCAGGGCUCCGUCAAGAGCCGCCGCUACCACCAGGGGCCGCCCGACGGCGACGACGUCAUCGACCCGCGUGACGUCACGAGUUACAACUUACAACCCGAGGCGUCUCGCUGGAACCUGCGUCCGACCGCUCCGAUAUACGUACCCAACGAAGACGUAAGGAACCCUCGCGCGCCAACGCCUCAAAACAUCCCUCAUAGCUCGUCUCACUCGCACAGCAUCGCCUCGAUGCAUAGCUACAGAAACAAUAUCGAAGUGCCGAACGAUUACCAGAACGUUCGGUCGCGGUCGCCAUCUUGUUACUCGAACAAAAUGGCGGCUUCGAUUGGCGCGAACGAGUGGACGCUCAUGGCGAAUACGGGCAAUGUGUGGAAGAACACUUCUUCUAAACAUCAUUCGGUGAACGCGUCGACCCUACCUCACCACGACACACUCUCGCGUCAAAUGGCUCAGCAGAGUCAUAUUCACAGUCCUUAUCCUGAAUGCGACGGUCAACUAGCCCCUGGUUCUCCAAGACACGUGAUAAAGGACGAGGAAAGUCCUUUACAUCACUCACAGGGCUAUCAGACUACAAGAAGCUACAAUCACGAUUUUAGAAAUCCUCACGUCUUCAUGUCCCAGCAGUCCCCUGGAAGCCAGGAAAUGAUAUUUCGUAAGCACUACAAGGAUGAGAAUCGACGCAAACACCAUCACCAUCACGGGAGCCAGAACGUGAAUCACACGUAUUCGGAGAUAGCUUCCCAGCAAGGAAGGAUAUAUAGAAGAGGAUCCGAAGAGUUUCGAGUGAUCCAGGACGAUCCUGUUUACGAAGAAAUUGAACGAAAUGAAACGCUUAUGUCUGAUAUGUCUGAUGAUAAUUCAGGACCAGAUAAUUGCAGGCAGAACCCUGGUCACCACGGAUCGACCAGCUCUAAAUUUUUUGGGGAUCAUCGACCUUUAAUCUCUUAUAGUCCAGGAGAUAGGCAUCACCACGAGCAAGAGCAUUAUGGAAAAUACGGAAAAUGGGACACUUUGGAAAGGGCGUAUGACCCGAGGCACGCAUAUGAAAGCGGCAGACUGAUGCAUCCAUAUCACCAGCCCCAGGAAAACAAUAUGAGGGCGUUGGCAGCUGUUCUCAAUGGAGAGAACAAUGUUGUGUGUCACUUGGAGCCCCACAAUUCUUACGACGUGUACCAGCCCCAAGCUGGCAACCCAAGAACUGUUUCACAGCCCAGUUUCUAAAUAUCCGAUGUUUGGAUCCGGCCGGUGUCGUUUAUUUUCGAGUGAUAGUGAUUUCGAUGACUUUUAAGACUUGCAGAUAUUGUACAGAUAUAGCGAAUGAAUUUUUCUAAGAAUGUAGGCAUAGAAAUUUUAGUGUCACAAUCAAGUGAUAGCGUUUAUGUAGAAACUUGCCAUAACGUGGACUUUACAUUACAUAUAUUAUAUUUAUAGACGGUUAGAUUAAAACGUAAGUUUAUCACUUUUUCCACUGUGAUCCUUUUUAAAUAUAACGGCUCAAGUUUCAGUGUUACGACCACGUUUCGUUUGUGUCGCUGUACGUAGCGAUUUUGUAUAUACUUAGCGUUUAGAAAUAGAUUUGUAUAACUUCCUGUGUGACCUUACUAUUUCUAUCGGAGAUUCGGUUGAGAUCAUGGCAUUCUUUCAAUAUCGCAUUUUUUAAUUAUUAGGUUUAAAAAUCUGUGAUGUUUCAUUUGUAAGGUUAAGUUUUUUUUUUUACGCAUUCGACAAAUGUAUAACACUGCCAUACCUUGUGCUGGUUUUUUAUAGCUUUUUCUCGAGGACAUUGUGCUGCAUCAUUACCUCUUUUAAAUGGAACUCCAAAAUCCAUCCAACCUAUUAUAGACUGACACUACUCGAUGUUGUGCACAUUCAGAAAAUUAGCCUAGUGUGUAAUACUUAAAGUAAUCGUACUGUUUCCGUUUCCGUUGAAACGUUUCGUUUUAAUGCCAUGAACUUAUUUUAUAUCAACUAUAAAAUAAGGAAUUGUUUUUAGAAUUGAUACAGGUACAAUAAUAGGAAAAAAAAAGAAGCGUUAAUUUCUUGUAUAUUUUGGAUCGAUUAAGCAAUAUAUUUAGACUGAAGUAUUUAAUAAAUUGUUGGCUUAUUUCUUGUAACACAAUUAUUUAUAUAUCUUAUCUUCGCCAACAUUUAUGAAAUACUUUUAGAAGAAAUAUGAUAAAAAAUACGUGGGGACAUUUAUUUUUUCUAAUUGGGUAUACUAGUCCAACUCCCACUUUCGUAAAUGUAAUUGUACAUGAAUCUUUGUCUAUUUCUGUUAUAUAUUUUUGUUUUGAUUGUAUUUUAAUAACGUUGAGUAUAUUAAUGUAAAGUAGGAAAAACAGAAUGUGUAAAUAAUUUAAAGUUUAUAUAAAUAAAGAGUGGCUGUUCUGAGAGAACGACCGC